AUGAGGCCGGCAUUGCGGCAUUCAAGCCUCCGUCAAUGGGGCCAUACGCCUCGGACCAGGUCUUGCAAUCUGUUCCGGCAGCGUCGCUUCUUUGCAGCUGUGGCAGACGCAGUGAGGCCCUACGAUGUCAUCGUCAUUGGCGGUGGCCAUGCAGGGACAGAAGCCAGCGCCGCCGCCGCCAGAUCAGGUGCUCGCACAGCGCUGGUAACUCCGUCGUUCUCUAAUCUGGGCGUCUGUUCCUGCAACCCUAGUUUUGGGGGCAUAGGCAAGGGCACCAUGAUUCGGGAGAUCGAUGCGCUGGAUGGCGUCGCAGGCCGCAUUAUCGAUAAAGCCGGAAUCCAAUUCCGAAUGUUGAACGUCAAAAAAGGCCCUGCCGUAUGGGGACCCCGGGCACAAAUUGACCGAGACUUGUACAAGAAAUACAUGCGGGAAGAGAUGGAGUCCACACCCAACUUGAGCAUAGUAGAAGGCAAAGUCGCAGAUAUUAUUGUGUCAAGAGAAGAUCUCGAGACUGGCGACAACAUAUCGCAAGGACGUAUAACGGGUAUUCGCCUUGAGGAUGGCCGGGUGAUUCCUGCUUCUCAUGUGGUCAUCACCACCGGGACGUUUCUCGGUGGAGAGAUACACAUCGGACUGGAGGCAUAUCCCUCGGGACGAAUGGGCGAGGCCGCUACCUUUGGCCUGAGCAAGUCAUUGCGGAGCGCAGGAUUCACACUGGGACGAUUAAAGACUGGAACUCCGCCACGGCUGGAUCGCGACACGAUUGAUUUCAGUGUUUUGCAAGUACAGCCGGGCGAUUCCCCGCCAACGCCCUUUUCUUACCUGAACGAUACUGUUGAGAUUGGAGAGGCUGGCCAACUGAACUGCUGGACCACCUACACCAACGAAGCAUCCCAUGAGAUCAUCCGAGCUAACCUGGAUAAGUCGAUACACAUCCGAGAAACAGUCAAGGGACCCCGAUACUGCCCGUCCCUGGAGUCCAAGAUCAUCAAGUUCAAGGAUAAACAAAGACAUAUGAUUUGGUUGGAGCCCGAAGGUCUUGAGCCCAACAAAAUCAUCUACCCCAAUGGCAUCAGCAUGACCGUCCCCGCCGAUGCGCAGUACGCCAUGCUCAGGACGGUCAGGGGGUUGGAGAAUGUCAAAAUGCUCCAACCCGGCUAUGGCGUCGAGUACGACUAUAUCGACCCGCGGAAUCUGUUUCCGACACUCGAGACGAAGCUCAUCAAGGGGCUUUUCCUUGCCGGACAAAUCAACGGCACCACCGGCUACGAAGAAGCUGCGGCUCAGGGAAUCGUUGCCGGUAUCAACGCAGGGUUAUCUGCUCAAGGCAAAGGAUCCUUCACUCUGUCCCGGGCCGAGGCAUUCAUCGGCAUCCUCAUCGACGACCUCAUCACAAAGGGCGUCAGUGAGCCAUACCGAAUGUUCACCGCACGAAGUGAAUACCGUAUGAGCUGUCGUUCCGACAAUGCAGAUCUGCGACUCACAGAGAAAGGCCGCACGGCCGGCGUUGUCAGCGACCGGCGCUGGGCUCAUUUCACAAACAUUCGAGACGAGAUGACCGAGCUGCAAAGCAAACUUGAGGAAGUCCGACACCCCAGCACAGAAUGGGUGAAAAUGGGGUUUCCCUCACGCAUCGACUCGAACCGCCGGAGCGCAUUUGACAUGCUGCGUGUGACCGGCGUCGACAUGAACGGCAUCGCGGACCGCGUCCACUCUUUGUCGUCCAUCUCUAACUACUCAACCAAGAUCCAGAGCAGAGUCCAGAUAGAAAGCCUCUACGCUCCUUAUAUCUCCUUCCAGCAGAAGGCCGCAGAAUCGUUUGCUCGGGACGAAUGCCUCGCUCUGCCCGUGGACCUGGACUACGAUUCGGUCUUUGGGUUAAGCAUUGGCGAGAGAGAGGUAUUGAAGCUGGUGCGGCCGGCUAGCGUGGGCAUGGCGAGGAGGGUGGAGGGAGUAACGCCACACGGAGCUCUGAGGCUGCUGAAGUAUGCGAAGAGGAACGCCCGUAGCAAGAGGCCGGAGGACGAAUGGCUGGUUCAACACGAUGGAGGUCGACCUGAAGGAGCUGUUUCUGUAUAA
Molecule: messenger RNA, 2079 nt
Organism: Fonsecaea erecta
Lineage: Eukaryota; Fungi; Ascomycota; Eurotiomycetes; Chaetothyriales; Herpotrichiellaceae
Product: tRNA uridine 5-carboxymethylaminomethyl modification enzyme GidA
Exons: 2
Coding region: 1-2079 (692 amino acids)
Biological process (GO): tRNA methylation; tRNA wobble uridine modification
Cellular component (GO): cytosol
Molecular function (GO): flavin adenine dinucleotide binding
Source: RefSeq, a predicted model, not a curated record